GUCUUCUGUCUGAUGUUCCAAGAGGAAACCACAGUGCCCCAAAUGUAUUCGUCCUCCUGGGUUUUCCUGGCCAUCAGCAUCUGAAAAUGUCUUUGUUCGUGCUGUUUUUCAUCAUGUACAUCUUGGCACUCCUGGGAAACUUUUCCAUCAUGGUCUUAGUGAGAAGCCAGCCACAACUGCAUACCCCCAUGUACUAUUUCCUCUGCAACCUCUCCUUCCUCGAGAUCUGGUACACCACAGCUUGUGUCCCCAAAGCUCUGGCAGUCCUCCUGGGUGGAGACCCAACCAUUUCCUUUACCAAUUGCCUUCUACAGAUGUAUUUUGUUUUCUCUUUGGGCUGUACGGAGUUCUUUCUCCUGGCUGCCAUGGCAUAUGACCGUUGUUUGGCAAUCUGUUUCCCCUUACAUUAUAACUCUAUCAUGAAUCACACCCUUUUAACUCAACUUGCCUUUGGAUCAUGGUUUUGUGGUUUCUUCUCCUUAGCCAUACCUGCAUAUAUGAUUAGCACAUUGUUUUUCUGUGGCCCUAAUGUUAUUAAUCACUUUUUUUGUGACAUAGUUGCAUGGAUCGUCCUCUCCUGCACAGAUACCACCUUGCUUGAGUUAGUGGUCUUCAUAAUCGCAUUCAUAGUCAUCCUUGGCUCAUGCACAAUAACCCUGGUCUCCUAUAUUUACAUCAUCUCUACCAUACUGAGAAUCCCAUCAACUGUAGGCCAGCAAAGGGCCUUCUCCACUUGCUCUUCCCAUCUCACCGUACUGAUUAUUUGGUAUGGUUCCACCAUUUUUCUCCAUGUCAGACCUUCCAUAAGGGACUCAUCACUGGAUUUAAUGAAAACUGUUCAUGUACUUAACGCUAUUGUUACACCUUUGCUGAAUCCUGUCAUUUAUUCUCUAAGGAACCAAGAGGUGAAAAAGGCUUUGAAAAGAACACUGCAGUUCAGGUCCUGCGCUUGA
Molecule: messenger RNA, 953 nt
Organism: Neopsephotus bourkii (Bourke's parrot)
Lineage: Eukaryota; Metazoa; Chordata; Aves; Psittaciformes; Psittacidae
Product: olfactory receptor 6F1
Exons: 1
Coding region: 87-953 (288 amino acids)
Biological process (GO): G protein-coupled receptor signaling pathway
Cellular component (GO): membrane
Molecular function (GO): olfactory receptor activity; G protein-coupled receptor activity
Source: RefSeq, a predicted model, not a curated record